AUGCCAGACCCCCGCCGCCGCCAUGAAGAGGAAGAGGGGGGAGGCGGGGACGAGUUGUUUCCCGCCCCCACCUACCAACCACCACCGCCUCCCAGCCCCGACGACUCCUUCAUUCAUGCCGGCACACAGAGAGCCCGCCAGGCGAGACUCAGUGCUCCCAACACUCCCGCCUUCGCUAGUAUUUGCCAGACCUCCAGCCAACAGCACAGCUUUGAGCGGCAUGAUAACAGUGGCAAAGGUCACCGGGGCCCUGGGAACCGCCACAGACUUCUUGUGCAAGGUGGUGGCGGGGCGCGGGUGACUGUGGCCCUCACCUUGCCCCGCCGCAGUCUGCGUCAGCCAAUCAGCGAACUGCACGAACCCCACCACCCGCCUAAACAUAGGCGAAAGAGGACACAAGGCGGCACCUCCGAGGCGGAAAUUCCAGCCAGGAACGGCGGGCGGCUGGGAGCAGCGCCCCGCCAGGUGGGUCAAGUCUUCAUGUUGCGCCCCUCCACCCUCCCUCCGCCCCCAUCCACCCAUCCUCCGCCGCGCCACGCCCCACACCCCUCUUUGCAACCCUCACCACAUGCCACACCUCUCCCCACGCCCCACCCAGCCAGGCGCACUCCACGACCCUUUUUGCCGCACUGUACAGACACCCCAACCCACGCCCUCCCUCGCCCUGCCCCACCCAACGUUCGCAGCCUAAUCUACCGCAGAGUUACACCCCAACCCGAACCCAGCCAACCCGUCACUUCUUCAUCAAUACAACACCUCACUCAGACUCACUGCUAG
Portunus trituberculatus (swimming crab) is the source of this 777-nucleotide messenger RNA. Its product is annotated as protein TRACHEARY ELEMENT DIFFERENTIATION-RELATED 7A-like. NCBI's taxonomy places the organism in Eukaryota, Metazoa, Arthropoda, Malacostraca, Decapoda, Portunidae. The record is from RefSeq and is a predicted model, not a curated record. Bases 1 to 777 code for a protein of 258 amino acids. The transcript is spliced from 3 exons.